AUGGAAAACUUCCAUCAUCCUUUCAAACCGUAUGACAUCCAGACUCAGUUGAUGACAGCAAUAUAUGACACAAUUGCUGGUGGUUAUAAGGUAGGAUUGUUUGAAAGUCCAACCGGAACAGGAAAAACCCUAUCAAUCAUAUGCUCUGUUAUGUCAUGGCUGAGAGAGUAUAAGACAAAGAAUCCUGAUCAAGGGAGCCAGCAAAAUGAAACAGAAGUUAGUGACGAUGAACCUUCAUGGGUCACUGAAGCUUAUGAGAGUACUGUUUUGCCCAAAAUCAAGGAAAAGCAAAGGGAGUACGAAAUUGUCCUUGAAAAGGUCAAAUCUCAAAAGCGUGGUAAGGUGGUUCAUAAGGUCAAGGAAAGAGAAUUUAAAAGGGUUAAAAAGAACACGGACCAAGAAGAGCUUGACGAUAGUCAGUUUUUGUUAAAAGAUUAUAAUGCCAAUGAAAAAAAUGAUCUAGAUUCCAUACAAGAUGAGGUAAAUGCUUUGCUUAAAAAAAUAAGUCAGAAAGACUCAAACUCGGAUCCAUUUCAGAAUUUGGAAAGAUCGCAAACUAGAAUCUUAUUUUCUUCAAGAACACACUCUCAGUUGAACCAGUUUACUUCACAGCUACGAUUAACUUCCUUUCCUUCUUCAUUAGGAGCUGUAGAAGAGCAUAUAAAGUACCUCCCAAUAGGAUCUCGGAAACAAUUGUGCAUUAACCCAAAAGUGAACCAUUACCAAUCGUUACCACUAUUAAAUGAAGCAUGCUUAGAGGCCCAAAAGGAUAGCAAUUGUAAAUAUUAUGAUCAACCAAAUAACCCACAGACCAUGCAAAGGAUGCAAGAGUUUAGAGAUUAUACCUACAGUGAAAUUCAUGAUAUAGAGGAUCUCAAUGGCAUAGGUGAGUCGUUAGACAUUUGUCCAUAUUAUAGUAUCAGGAAAUCAAUUCCACUUUCUGAGAUCAUUUCAUUGCCGUAUCAGAUGCUUCUGGAGCGAAACACAAGACAAAUAUUGAACAUAGACCUUAGGAAUUCGAUUGUCAUAGUCGACGAGGCACACAACCUCAUGGACACCAUAAUGGCUCUUAAUUCAACGAGCCUUUCCUAUAAAGAACUCAUCGAUAUGAGAAAAAGCUUAAAAUACUACUUACAAAAGUUUUCGACCCGUAUGAAUUCGGGCAACCGUAUUAAUUGUUUGAAGUUGGUCAAGUUGACUGAAUUGUUGUUGACUUAUAUAAAGAGAAAGAAAGAAACUAGGAUCAAACCUGGGGAAAAGCUUGAUCUUAUGGAUAUUUUCCCUACUAAUGUUGAUAUCAAUAUUUUUCAAUUGGAGACCUACCUCACAACAUCUAAACUUGCGUUCAAAGUUGAAACGUACAUGGAGAAAUGUAGUGGAAGACACGCCAACCACGCAUCUCCUCUUCUCUUCAAAUUGAAGAAGUUUCUGUCAUCUUUAUCACAUCCCUCAGAUAAUGGCUGUUUUUUCUUUGAAGUGGCAGGCGAUGAUAUUUCCCUCAAGUUUUUACUCCUAGAUCCAAGUGAAAUAUUUCAAGAUAUAGUCGAUGAAUCCAGAUGUGUAAUUCUCGCUGGAGGCACUAUGGAACCUAUGGAAGACUAUGUCAACUUUCUCUUCAAACACACACCAAGGAACAAGAUCAAAAUGUUCAGUUGUGACCAUAUAAUACCCAAGAACAACCUUAAGGUUUUUGCUCUUUCCAACGGUAUGGAGGGUAAUUUAUUGAACUUUUCUUUUUCAAAUAGAGAAAGUCCUGCCAUAAUUAAGGAUUUAGGAACGUCAAUAUUGAAAAUAGUUCAAUGUGUUCCAGGUGGAACUGUUAUUUUUUUCCCCAGCUAUAAGUAUCUAGAAAAAGUUGUUGAGCAUUGGAAACUAACGUCCCCUCUGAUGUGGUCUACACUUAAUCGUUUAAAGGAUAUCUUCACCGAGCCAACAGAUUCAGGUAAGGUGGAGGACGUUUUGUCUGAUUACUCCCGAAAGAUUUCUGAAAACCCCAAGAGAGGAGCAAUUUUGUUUUCUGUUGUUGGAGGUAAGAUGUCAGAAGGUAUCAAUUUUCAGGAUGAUUUAGCAAGGGGAAUUAUAAUGGUUGGACUUCCCUUCCCAAAUGCAUUCUCAGGAGAAUUAAUCGCUAGGAGGAAGUUCAUAGAGGAUUCAGUUUUGAAGGAAACAAACUCAAGGAAAGCAAGCCUCCAAGCUUCCAAAGAUUUUUACGAGAAUAUUUGCAUGAGGUCAGUAAAUCAAAGUGUUGGUAGGGCUAUUCGUCACAUCAAUGACUAUGCAGUCAUUUUUCUGCUUGACAAUCGUUACAAUAACACGAAUAUCCAGCAGAAACUCUCUGGUUGGAUUAGGAAACGAUUUGCAAGCUUUACUAUGAGCAAAGCUAUCUCCGAGACUGAAGACUUCUUUAGAAACAGAAAACUUCACCAGGUCAAGUAG
Komagataella phaffii GS115 is the source of this 2436-nucleotide messenger RNA. Its product is annotated as Conserved nuclear protein required to establish sister-chromatid pairing during S-phase. The record is from RefSeq and is a predicted model, not a curated record. The transcript has a single exon. Gene Ontology annotation, molecular function: DNA helicase activity; ATP binding; DNA binding. Gene Ontology annotation, cellular component: nucleus. The coding region runs from base 1 to 2436 and encodes 811 amino acids. Lineage: Eukaryota; Fungi; Ascomycota; Pichiomycetes; Pichiales; Pichiaceae. Gene Ontology annotation, biological process: nucleobase-containing compound metabolic process; establishment of sister chromatid cohesion.